AUAUGCAUUCAGCACCAAAUCAACAAUGAAAUUUCACAACUUCUGGUUACUCUUGGUGGCGUCCGCCACCAUCUUCACAGUAGCAGUGGCAUAUAACCGCCCUCCGCCGCGUAAAAAUCUCGUUCUAUCACCGGCCGAUGAUGCUGACUCCACCACUCCACAACAAGUUCAUAUAUCUUUAGUCGGUAAAAAUAGAAUGCGAAUUUCAUGGAUUACCGACGACCAUACUCCGGCCACCGUACACUAUGGCACAUCAUCGGAAAAACACGAAUAUUCCGUUACCGGAACCGUAUCUUCUUAUCAACAUUUAAAUUACACAUCAGGUCAAAUACAUGAUGUAACAAUAGGCCCAUUGGAGCCUAAUACUGAGUAUUAUUACCGUUUUGCCCCUGGUUCAACUGUCUACUCUUUCAAGACUCCUCCCGCCAAAUUUCCAAUCAAAUUUGCUAUUUCAGGUGAUCUUGGACAAACUGGAUGGACACAAUCUACACUUGAACAUGUUUCAAAAUCUAACUAUGAUGUGUUUUUACUACCUGGGGAUUUGUCGUAUGCAGAUACGGUGCAGCCGUUAUGGGACUCGUUCGGCCGCCUGGUGGAGCCGCUAGCCAGCAGGCGGCCAUGGAUGGUCACACAAGGGAACCAUGAUAGCGAGAACAUUACGGCUAACCCGGUUACCUUUAUCGCAUACAAUGCUAGGUGGCGUAUGCCGUUUGAGGACAGUGGUUCGGGUUCUAAUCUGUACUACUCAUUUGAGGUCGCGGGGGUUCAUGUUAUCAUGUUGGGUUCUUAUACCGACUUUCAGCCGGGCUCGAACCAGUACCGAUGGUUAGUGUCGGAUUUGAAGAAGGUUGAUAGGAACAAGACACCGUGGCUGGUGGUGCUUAUUCACGCGCCAUGGUAUAAUUCUAACUAUGCACAUCAAGGUGAAAUACAAUCGGUAGGUAUGAUGGAUGCAAUGGAGGGUUUGCUUUACAAAGCGCGUGUAGAUGUUGUUUUGGCGGGACAUGUUCAUGCUUACGAGCGUUUUAACCGUGUUUACAAUCACGUAGCUAAUAGUUGCGGCCCGGUGCAUAUCACAAUCGGGGAUGGAGGCAACCUCCAUGGUCUAGCUAGCAACUACACGGAACCACAACCAACAAUAUCAGCAUUCAGAGAAGCGAGUUUUGGGCAUGGGCAAUUCGAGGUGGUCAAUGCAAGUUACGCUAAGUGGUCGUGGCAUAGAAAUCAAGACGAUGAAUCAGUUCAAGCGGAUUCGGUGUCUAUUAUAAAUCUUGCUUCCAAUCCGGCUUGUAAUAAGCUAGAAAUAUGAACUCCUUGUCAUAUGUUUAUUUGCCAUUGUUAUCCCAAAAUGGAUGUUGUUGGGCUAUAUAGCGUUGCAGUGUCACAUCUACAAUAAUAUCUUCAUCACCUUGCCAUAUAUGAACGGACCCUUCGUUUUCUGGAAACGGGUUCUCAAUUUCUGUUGGAUCAAAUUCCCAUGUGCCG
Helianthus annuus (common sunflower) is the source of this 1485-nucleotide messenger RNA. RefSeq names its product probable purple acid phosphatase 20. Lineage: Eukaryota; Viridiplantae; Streptophyta; Magnoliopsida; Asterales; Asteraceae. The record is from RefSeq and is a predicted model, not a curated record. Bases 26 to 1309 code for a protein of 427 amino acids. Gene Ontology annotation, molecular function: acid phosphatase activity; metal ion binding; protein binding. The transcript is spliced from 6 exons.